AUGAAUUCCAAAAUGAAACAAAAAACGGCCGCAGACAAAUCAUCAGGAUCUUUGCAGAAGUACCUCACAGAUGCCACAUGCAGCGCUGCCCCAAGACGGACUCUUAAAAUGAUUCAGCCUUCAGCAACAGGUUGCCUGGUUGGCAGACGAAAUGAGAAGAAAUCUUCAGUCAAAAGGAAACUCUGGAAUAACAAGUUCACCUCAAAGGCUUCUAAAGCUGAAGUGUCUGUGGAUAAGGAGCAAGAAAAUGAUAAUAUGAAUGAUGUAAUUCAAGCAGUAGAUCUCAUGAUAAAAGGAAGCCCUUCACCUCAGUAUUGGAAAGAAGUGGCUGAAGAAAGGAGGAAGGCUCUGUAUGAAGUGCUUCAAGAAAACGAAAAGCUACACAAAGAAAUUGAACAGAAAGAUGGUGAAAUUGCCCGUCUAAAAGAAGAAAAUGAAGAGCUAAUGGCCCUUGCUGAACAUGUGCAUUAUAUGACGAGCAUGAUUGAGAGGCUAACUGGGCAAGCACCUGACAAUCUGGCUCUAGAGAAAUCUGAACUAGAAAAUGAAGAGAUUAACUGUGGAGACAAUGCAGACAGCACUUCUGAAGGGCCAUCACAAGAAUCAUGUGGCUUAAAGGAGGGUAUGUCAGAUCUUGCUCCAAAGGAAGAAAAUAAUUUGCAACUGGAACGACAACCUUAA
Molecule: messenger RNA, 681 nt
Organism: Chaetura pelagica (chimney swift)
Lineage: Eukaryota; Metazoa; Chordata; Aves; Apodiformes; Apodidae
Gene: GMNN
Product: geminin, DNA replication inhibitor
Exons: 6
Coding region: 1-681 (226 amino acids)
Biological process (GO): negative regulation of cell cycle; negative regulation of DNA replication
Cellular component (GO): nucleus
Source: RefSeq, a predicted model, not a curated record